GAGUGUUGGUUUUAUUCUGGCCCCUACCUCUCGGGUUUGGGUUUCUCCUUCAUCUCCAAAGGCCAAUUUCCCGUUUCCAAUCCAUCAAACCCUACUUGUCGAUCGUGAGUUUAGCGAUUUCCUUUGAGGGAUGAGCAGAGCAAGGCAUGAUCUUGAGCUUAGGCUUGGGUUGUCUUCCUUAUGGAAGGGAGGUGCACCGGCUUCUAAUUCUGUGAGGCGUUCCCCUGAGUUCAUAUUGAUUGAUGAUGAUGAUGACGAUGACGAUGAUGAUGAAGUGCAAAUAUAUCAUUCGGGUCCUAAUUUGGAGACAAGAAACUUCUUUCCUCACUCAGGAUCAUGGAUGCAUGUACUUACAGAAGCCGACUUAGGCCUUCGUCUUGGGAUUGGAGCACCUGUUGAGUAUUCUGGGAAUUCAAGCGGGAGGAAUAUGCCAAGAGAGAGAUCUGAAGAUCCCUAUGCUUGGAAAUGUGGCAAGGCGUCUGCUAGCCGGAUAAUUUCGGAUUUCUCUGAGGUAAAGUUGAAAUGUGUUAUAUGUAUGGAAGCCAUGAAAGAGGAGACAUCAACAAUGUGCGGGCACAUCUUUUGUAGGGUCUGCAUAACCAACGCCAUCCGAGCACAAAAGAAGUGCCCAACUUGCCGAGAGAAACUUACCAUUAGCAGCAUCCAUCGGAUAUACCUCCCGGGAGCAACUUCCUGACAGAGUUGAACACCGAAACAUACAACACCCGGUUUUGUUUCUUUAGUUUCUUGUAAUCCAUCUAGCUCAGAUUUUCGGUUGACAGAAAGCUCGUGGCGCAGACUAAGUUACCUGCCGAGAAUUAUGUUUCUCUAUUAUUUUUUUUUGUUUUUACCCUUAUGAUACAAAGUAAUCUGAAUGUAAUUUUCUUGUUUGAAGAACGUAUAACCUGGAUUGAAACUUGGGGUGAGAGAAAAGUAUGUGGCUUUGCAUAGCCUUUAUUCA
Dioscorea cayenensis subsp. rotundata (Guinea yam) is the source of this 961-nucleotide messenger RNA. RefSeq lists its product as uncharacterized. Lineage: Eukaryota; Viridiplantae; Streptophyta; Magnoliopsida; Dioscoreales; Dioscoreaceae. Bases 131 to 697 code for a protein of 188 amino acids. The transcript has 5 exons. The record is from RefSeq and is a predicted model, not a curated record.